UUCAGGUGUAGGACUGGCUGAACUUUUGGAAAGGCACCUUUCCAAGAAUAAGCGCCAGAGGCGCAAGAAAAACAGAUCCUGAGCCGGGGAGUGCUUUCGGGUGCCUGUGGCUGCACCUGCCUAGUCUGGGCGGCCCUUCCUGCUUCCUUCUCCUCCUCCUCCUCCUCGUCCUGGGAGGCAUGUCCAGGAAGCAGGAUCUCCUUCCUCCUCCGUGGCCGGAUUUCCAGGGAGGAGACGCGGUGGGCACCGCGAUGGAGAGCUUGGCGCCCUCACCUGUGCCUUCCCCUGCGCGCUUUGGAAGCAGCCACAACCUGGGCUUCAUCUCCCUCCCCAAACGUUGCCUGCUGCUGCUCUUGCUGCUGCUGAAAUAUGAACCAUCUUGGGGGAAGAAAACAUUACUGACCACACCUGUCGUUCUACAGGCUGAAGAUAGUGUGUUUUAUGAGGAUUUCAUUCACCUCAAUGUUUUGGACAAAAGAGUCCGCAAUGAUACUGAAAUUUCAGUCACUUAUUUAUGUUCAAAACCUUGCAUUGUGACCAUAGAAGCCAUAGCUUCAUUGGAAUUCAGAACUGCUAUUUCGGUGUAUAAGAAAAGCUGGGAGAACAACAAUCACCUCCACACCACUUGGAAUCAAACAGUGAGCUUGACAUUCCCAAGCAGUAUGGUUUUCAGAGAUGAUUUUGUGAUCAAACAUUCUUUAAUCGUACACACAGUGAUACUUUAUGCAUGGAUUAGUCACAAGCAAGCAAGAGUCCACCGUGCGAAAGAAGAGGAAGGAUACCAGCAGGCAAUUGCAAAAGACUAUACUUUGCUAGAAAUAGUUCCACCGUUUGAACGCCCACACAAAGAUCACAGAGUGUGCUUGAAAUGGAGCUUGCAGUAUACCUGGAGACUGCAAGCAAACAGAAUACCUCGGUGCCUUCAUGAGACUGAUGCAGUAGAGAUCCUUAACUUUCCAUACGCAUCCAGUGGAGAGAGGGCAGGGUUGGUGAAGAAGUUUCAGAAAUUUAAGAACAGAGAGCUUGAAAUGAUCAGAAAGAGACAAAUCAGCUACCCAAACUUUACUGUUUCAGUCUGGCUUUAUUUACUCCACUACUGCAAAAAACCCUUAUGUGGAAUUCUCUAUUUCAUUGAUUCGAAAGAAAUGUAUGGUAGCCCAGCUGUGUUUCUAAAUGAUGAAGGUUGUGUUCACAUCCAGAUGCACCUCACCAAUGGAGAAGACACUGCUGUGAAAACUACGUUCAGCCUUCCUCUUAAGCAGUGGCUUCGGCUUGAUCUCUCCGUUAAUGGAGAACAGAUCGAAAUACGCAGUGUUGGAACAAACCUGAAAAUUCAUCAGCAUGAAGCAUUUCAUUUUAGAGAGGAUUUUUAUUACAACGACACGUCUGGAUAUUUCGCUUUGGGAGGCAGCGCAUAUUCACCUGGCAUCGAAGGAUACUUUGGAACAGUAAAAUACUAUCGUUUACAUAGCCUUGAGACUGAAAGGAUUUCGAACCCUUUCUUCGGCAAUGAAGUUCUGAAAAGAAUUGAUGCAUACCAUCAGAAAUGCCCAGCUAUCCAAAGGAUAGCAUCCAAGUAUGGAUUCACACUGAGAGAAGGCGAAGAAGAGCCAAAAUGUAUUCGUGACAACUAUUAUUUGGAAAUGAAAAACAAAUAUGGAGGGGAUCCCAAGUGUGCUGAGUUCAGCUGGGGCAAAGAACUAAUAGGAAAACACCACAGCAUAUCUGGACUGUUGCCUGAAGCUAUAUCUGGGCGCAAGUUAUUUAUGGCAACUCUUCAAAAUCUAUCCAAGGAUGAUGGUCUACAUUAUAUAAACUCUUCUCUCCAAUCCUUGUUGGAUUCCAGCUGUUUGGGAUAUCACAGAGCUUCCUAUGUUCUCGGUGUUAUCUUUGAAAUAGGACUAGGUGUGGCUACAGAUCCACUUCAGGGACUGCUGUACAGUUUGGUUGCAGCUCAAGGGGGCGACAGACUGGCCCUAAUGAACCUUGGAUAUAAGCAUUACCAAGGCAUUAAUGAUUACCCUCGAGAUCUGGACUUGUCCUAUGCAUACUAUAGUGAUGUUGCUGUCAAGACGCCUCAUGAUCAAAACACUGCAGAAGGAGACCAGGCAUUCGUAGAACCAGUAAGGCUACAGGAUGAUGAAUUACUGAAAGCUCAAACCAGAGAAAGUGGCGAUCUCUUCAUGUGGCUGAAACAUGAAGCUAAAAGAGGAGAUGGAGCUGCACAGCAACGUUUAGGACAAAUGCUCUUUUGGGGACAGCAAGGAGUUGGGAAAAAUCACAAAGCAGCUGUAGAAUGGUAUGCAAAGGGUGCCUUGGAAACAGGAGACCCAACUUCCCUAUAUGAUUAUUCCAUUGUUUUAUUCAAGGGUCAAGGUGUGAAAAAGAACAAAAGACAUGCUCUACAACUGAUGAAAAAAGCAGCGUCGAAGGGACUACCUCAAGCGGUAAAUGGCCUGGGCUGGUAUUAUCAUAAUUUUCGAAGAGACUAUGCAAAAGCAGCCAAAUACUGGUUAAAAGCUGAAGCAAUGGGCAGCCCUGAAGCAUCUUUCAAUCUGGGUGUCCUGUAUUUAGAUGGAAUUUAUCCAGGACAGACUGGUCGAAAUUAUACUGUGGCUGCUGACUAUUUCUAUAAAGCGGCAGAAGGAGGUCACAUGGAAGGAACAUUGCGGUGCUCUCAGUAUUAUAUUACUGGAAAUUUAGCAAGCUUUCCCAGAGAUCCAGAGAAGGCAGUGCUCUGGGCAAAAUUUGUGGCAGAAAAGAACGGCUAUUUAGGUCAUGUCAUCCGAAAAGCACUCAAUGCUUAUCUAGACUUAUCCUGGCACCAAGCUCUGCUGUAUUACAUACUUGCUGCAGAGACUGGGAUUGAAGUUUCACAAACAAAUCUGGCACACCUUUGUGAGGAGCGAGCAAAUCUGGCAAAAACAUACUUGGCUACUGAUUGUGUUUGGAGAUACUACAAUUUCUCAGUCUUUCAAAGCAAUGCUCCCACCUUUGCUUAUAUUAAAGUAGGAGACUUCUACUAUUAUGGAUAUCAGAACCAGACCAGAAACCUGGAUAUGUCAGUACAGAUGUAUUCCCAAGCUGCAUUACUUGGAGAUGCCCAAGGAUUCUAUAAUUUGGCCACCCUUCUUGAAGAAGGUUACUCCAUCCCAAGUGACAUUUUAGAUCAUUUAGAAAUCAGCAGGUCGCUCCAAACUAGUAAUACGGCCCUUCGUCAACAGCUUUAUGAAAGGUGCUGCAGUCUUAGCAACCAAGAAUCAAUCAGCCCCUGCACAUUAGCUUUGCUUUAUUUUCACCUGAGGAUUUUCUGCAAUAUUUGGCAUUCUAGCCUGAUUUAUUUCCUGGGUUCCUUGUUGGCCUUCACUUUGGUUGCAUUAGUCAUGCAAUGUUUUCAACGUCUGCUUCGUAUUCGCCCCCAGGUAUCAUCAAUCCCUGGACAGGCUCCAGCUGACUGUUCUUCCCCAGAUGAAAGCACAAAGGAUCCUGGAAUAGCAGAGCCUGAAGGACAUCCUGUUCCAAAUAAUGGAGAAGAGACGGACUUAAACCCUCAACGUCCUUUUUCUAGCAGUUGAGAUAUAAUUUUCUCAGCAGGUGUUGCCUUCAGAAGAUGAGCUAUGAACUUUUACCCCCUUCUACCAUCAAGAGCUAAAGGUCUACCUUUUUAUUGGGAUCCACUCCAGGGGCAAAAUCCUGUGUUCACAAUCUCUCUUCCUUUCUUGAACUUUGAGGAGUCUCAAGAGUUUCACCCAAAAGUGGAUUAGCAAGGAGGGUGGAUUGAUUCUAAGAGUGAGAGCCUUUGAAUGAAGGGUAGUGGCAAGCAAACAUCAAGUCAAUUUGUUGUUGACCUUGGAAAUGGCAUAAACUUUGUCAGCUUGGUCUUAUCACAGAAAAGGGGAUUUCUGUUCCUUUAAAAUAAAUCAGAUUGUCUGAGCCCUGAGUGGCAUGCUUUGGUAGAAAUAACUUAUCAACGCAAGCUGAGCAAAGUAUACUCCCACUUUGGUUUCAUUUUUCUAAAGCAGAGGUAACAAGUUUGAUUUCAAAGGCCAAAAUCCAAUCGCUAAUCCAAAUUAGAAUAGGCCAUUGGUUCAGUGAAAUUUCUUUUUUUGGUCAGCAGUUUAUUCAGUAUGCAAGUCUGUGUUCGGUGGGAAUGAUCAUUGAUUUAGGUCAGGAAUAACAAUGUGAUAUCCCUGGACACGUAAAAGGAAGAUUAUGUUAAACUGAAAAACAAAAAUUAAAAGAGAGAGUUAUUUUAGGAUAUGGAUUUAGGACAGUGAUUGUCAUUCAUUCAUUGUCAACCAGAGAUAUUUUAUUUUAUUUUAUUCAAUAUUGUUGGCAGUGAAUCAGAAGUGUGUUUUUUUCCCAAUCCCAGUCCCCUUACUUUUGGGAGGCAAUAUCUAUUACAUAUUGUUGUAACCUCCUGAAAUUGCAGGUGUUUUUUGAGGCACCUAAUCCAACCCACCAUUGAAGUACCUCCAAAGGUGGGCAUCCUACCUCGAUCUAAAAACCUUAAAUGAAGGAGAGCCCCCCACUUCUUGAGGGAGUCUGUUCCCUUUAUAGUAUCUGUACAUUCUUCUUAAUGUUCGGUUAAGAGUCUCCUUUCUUGUUUAUCGUAGUUUUUAUUCCUGGAAUUUUAUUGUGCUGUGUGCUCUUCAGUCAUUUAUAUCAUCUUUCGUUUGUUUACAACUUAGACAUUAAAUUAUGAUAAGCAGUUCACAAAUUAUAUUAAAUAAAAAAGGGCAGUGGGGAUGAUGAUUACAACACUACAAUGAUUGGCUAUUAAAACAAGCUCAUAAGCAGAACAUGAUGAUCAUGAUUGUUGUCUGUUCAAAUCCAAAUGCAUGGGGUUAUUUUCAUGAUUUCCAAAAUAAUUUAUGAGCAUUAUUUUUAAUAUUCCUUGGAGCAGAAGUUGACAACAUGCAAUUAUCCAGAUGUUGGACGGGAAUUCCAACCAUUAUUCACCAUUAGUCAUUGACAAGGGCAGGGCUUUUAAAACCUUUCCACUCAUGACCCCUUUGGGCCCAAGAAUUUUUUGCGUGACCCCAAAUAUACAGGUAUAUAAAAUAGGUGUAAAAAUCAAACAUUUACUUAUAAGAAAUCAGCAUUUACAAGGUUUGUUAAACAGGCUGAUUUUCCUUUUUUCUGAAGCACAACAGAAACACUGCACAAUAAAUGUGUGUAAAUGUAAAUGUAGGUGCCAUUCUGAAAAUUUUAAUCUUUGCC
This is a messenger RNA of Anolis sagrei ordinatus, 5223 nucleotides long. RefSeq names its product SEL1L family member 3 (gene SEL1L3). NCBI's taxonomy places the organism in Eukaryota, Metazoa, Chordata, Lepidosauria, Squamata, Anolidae. The record is from RefSeq and is a predicted model, not a curated record. Gene Ontology annotation, molecular function: protein binding.